AAACGUGUUUCCGGUAAAAGCCGUCUGCUGUUUAUAAAACUAGUUCUUGAAGUUCCUUGGCUCAGAUGCAUGAUGGAUUCACAGUCUGACAUUUCUAGCAACCCGUUUGCAGCUCUUUUUCCCAGUCUUGACCUUGCAAAAGAGUAUAGUCAAACACAAUCAACAAGUGGUAAGCUUCCAACAGCUGAGAAAAUAGAAGAGCCAUCAAGUCUUGUGAGAGAGGAAGCAGAGCUGAAUGCACUUGUGGAAAAAAUAUUUCUGAUUACACUUGACCCAGACCUUAGAAAAGAUCUUAAUAGACCAGCCCACUGCAUUUAUCUGGCUGACUUGGCCAAAGUUUUGGGUGAUCGUGUGAUCAUUAGCCAAGAAAAGCUUGGUCAUGUAGUUUUUGAAAGGAUAAUGCUAGAAGAUCCAUCAGCAGCAUUGAAAGCCACUCGUCCUUGCAAACAUGAUGCAAGUGCUGCUGAUGCGACAGAAGCCAACGCCUUGCUCUACUUGUCUGCAUGCUUCAAGCGAUGCCAGCAGCAACAGAACUUCUUAAAGAAUUCGGGACUGAUGGGACAGUAUGCCUUUGCAGUUCAGUGCGAGGCAUCAGUUAUCAUGAAUGCCAAGAUGUGCCUUCAGCAGCCAUUUUUACUUCCUUCACAGUCAUUUUCUGAUCAGUUCUUGGAGAUUCUGAAAGAAGACUUGGUCAGGGGUGGUUCAGGAAGUGGUGUUCAGUUUCUUCAGACAGUCUGUGAAGAGAUUCACAACAAUCCAGAAGAUAUCACACUGCAAGCUGUGUUGGAAGGUGUCCUAAACAAACUUUUACAGCAAUUCCGAAAGUUUACUCUUGUUCAUGCUGAAGUUGGUGCUCACAUCUGUCUUUUGGAAUUCUUCGCAAGAAAUCCGAUCCUGGCUGAGGUUUUCAUGAAUUACAACACACCUCAAAAUACAAACAAUGGGCGGGCUUAUGAGUCUUCACUGCUAGGCUCUAUCUUGUCUCUGAGCUGCAUACCCAAGAAUGAGACUGGCCCUUAUGAGUUCUUCACCAGCCCUUCUUCCCAGUCCAAGAGGGAGCAUGACAUUACAGAGUCUAAUUUGUGGCUGCCAUUAUCAGUAGUGUGUGAUGGAGUCUACAACCUGCUUUUCUCUAUCAUCAAAUUAUCCCCAGAUCUACGUAAUAGAGUCUUGUCUUGGCUUGGAAACUGUUUGCAUGCAAAUGCAGGACGCACAAAGCUAUGGUCCAGCAUGCCGCAGCUCUUCAGCCAAGCAUACUGCAGCGAAGGAUUUGCUCUCAACCUAUGCUAUGUCAUGCUUCGUUUGUCACAGCCCUUUGCUAAACCUCUUUCACCUAAACUUAUGAAGAUACAGCCUAGCUACACUGCUGUAGUUGUUGCUGAUGAAGAUGAAGCCAACUCCAUGGGUGUCCAUGCUAAAGGUUUAAAAGAAGAAACUCGACUGGUUACCACUGAAGAUAUGGAACCUCUGCCAACUCAAGCCCCCUACAACUUUGUGACUGAAUGUUUCUUCUUGACACAUCAAGCAUUACGAGUAGGGUUUCAUGCAGUCCAUGAGAAAUUAGUCAAACUCAACCAGGAUCUCCACAGAGUCCAGCGUCUUUAUCAAGAGGUCAGGGCUCAGGCAGGUUCUGACCAGGAUGAUCUUGUUCAAAGCAUCAAAGUGCAAAUGGAGAAGGGUAUGACCUUGUUUCUGAGCAUGAAAGCAGCAUUGUCCCAAACACAACUUCUGGAAAUGAGCUUGCAUUUUCACCUGGCCACGUCCUCAUGGCUGUGCCAGUUGGGAACCCAUCCUCUUGAUAACAAGUUCCAGUCUGUUACCUUUCCUUUGCCCCAGAAAACCAUGCCAGCCAUUACUUACAUUCCAGAAUAUGUAAUUGGCAAUGUGACAGAUUUUGUUCUCUUUAUGCAUCAGUUCAAGGAUGAUAUGUUUGAUGUUGCUGGGGAGGAGAGUGACCAUUUCAUGACAUUGGUGUUAGUUUUCAUGGGAAGCCCACAGCGCUUGAAAAAUCCUCAUCUCCGAGCAGAGUUAGCUGAUAUGUUAGCUGCACUCAUUCCUCCACGUGAUGAUUCACGGGGCAUUUUUGCAAAGUUUGCCAGGGAACAGGUGUUCCAAAGACACCCACUUAUUUCACACCUGGCAGAGACAUUACUUCAUGUGUUUGUGAGCAUAGAGAUGACUGGACAAAGCGUACAAUUUGAGCAAAAGUUCAACUACCGACGGCCCAUGUAUCUAGUCCUUGAUUACAUCUGGGAACAAGAAAUUCAUCAAAAGGCUAUCCAGGAUCUGGCAGCAUAUGCUGAAGAGCACAUUGAAGACACUAAUGCACCUCUUUUUCUUCGCUUCAUUAAUCUUCUGGUGAAUGAUGCUACAUUUCUCCUGGAUGAAGCAUUGUCUCACAUGAGCCAAAUUAAGGUCAAGCAGCAGGAAAAAGAGUCUGGAGCAUGGAAUGGAAUGACACCUCAGCAGAAACAGGAACAGGAAGGGUUACUUCGGCAGCUGGGCAUGCUGGCUCGCUACCACAAUGUUAUGGCCAACCACACAAUCCAUGCCCUGCAGCUUUUGACAACUCGCAUCACCUCAAUUUUCUGCCAUCCUACAUUUGUGGACCGCAUCGCUGCUAUGUUAAACUAUUUUCUGUGCUGCUUGGUUGGGCCCAAACAACGAGAAUUCUCUGUGAAGGACAGAGAAGACUUUGAGUUCAAGCCUCAGGUAAUUUUGCUGGAGAUUGUUCAGAUUUAUCUCAAUCUGGAGAAAGAUGAUACAUUUUGUGUAGCAGUACUCAGUGAUGAGCGCUCAUUUACACCAAAGUUGUUGCACCAAGCUGCCAAGAUACUGCAGAAGGUCGCCCAAUCACCACAGAUGGUCUCUGAUUUUUCAGCAUUUGAGGACAGGAUUAAGGAUCUGGAGGAGCAGCGUCGAGAGGAAGAGGAGCAGCUAGCAGAUGCUCCUGACGAGUUUCUUGAUCCUAUCCUGGGCACACUUAUGACUGAUCCAGUCAGACUGCCCUCUUCCAGUACCAUUGUUGACCGCAAAGUCAUUGCUCGUCAUAUUUUAAGUGAUCAGAGUGAUCCUUUUAAUCGCAUGCCCCUGACCAUGGACAUGGUGAUACCAGAACCAGAGCUUAAAGCAAGAAUCCAAAAGUGGAUCAAAGAGCGGAAGUCCAGAACAGAGGAUUGUUAGCAGGGAAUCUUUUGCACUUUUUUUUUAAGCCAAGUUCUGUGAUAAAAGUAUUUAAUGGACUGAAAUACACUUAUUAAAGACUGAAAGCUGCUACUCCAGCUGCUGCUUAUUCAAUAGCCAUGUCUACUAUAGUUUUUUCUUCUCUUCUACCAUCAGGGAUUAUGGAGAACUGUUUUAUUGUUCUCAGAAUACUGUGGUAUUGGCAUAGGCUUCAAAUAAUAAAAAAAUAACUGCGUGCAAUUUGGCUUAUACAGUAUUCAAGUGUCGUGCACAACUGUUUACCUCUAUAGAUAUCAUCUUUGUACAUAAAUGCAUGUAAUCACAUGCAGAUUAAAGUUUGUUUCAGGUAUCUGUUGGAUCUUUGAAGCUAGCUAGUUCAACAACCUUCAGACAAAAAUAAAUACAGUAAAUUUCGUACUGUAAGCCGCAACUUUUUUCCCUAGCUUUAAACUCUGCAGUUUAAACAGCAGUACAGCUUAUUUGUGGAUUUUUCCAAUUUCAAUUAAGUUUUAGAUGAGCUCCUCAUUUGCUGAAGCACUCUCCCUCAUCAUGCUGAAAAUGAGAUGAAAUGAUUAUGAUGCAGCUUAUAAAUCAGUGCAGCAUAUUUGUGAAACAAAAAGAUAUUUUUCUUAAAUUUAGUGGAUGCAGCUUCUAUACAAGCGUGCUCAAUAGACUGAAAUUUACAGUAAACAAAAUUUCUAUCUCUGGUUAUCCCCUACCAGUUGAAUGUUCCAUUCUCAGUUUCAGUCUGUUGGCCCUGUAUUUACUGGCUUAACUGGUUGUUGAAUUCAAGAGCCAUGCUGCUAAUACAGUCUUGAUUACUGCUUGUCCUCUUACCAGUUGUGAAAUUUAAAAAUUGGGGCUGCCUCGUCCUAGAUGGUGAUGGUGUGCAUUGCAUUGCCUAUUUUGUUGUUUCAUGCACACCUCUGAAAGUGGUCUUGACUAAGGCCAUCAGUCCUGUCUUAUGGCUAUAUUGCUAGAUCUUAGUGUCCUUACUGUGUAACAUUUGUGCAGUUGUGCAAGAGGAUGUAAAACAUUGGGCUCCAGGACUGUUCAACCAUAUAUUUAUGCAUUGCCAUCAUGUCACCAGCUUAUGGGGUGUUAUGUCAUCUGCGCUUACAUGAGAGAGCAUGUAAUUAGGAAUUAUCAACAUUCAGUCCUGCUGGGUUUAAUAUUUAUUAGAUUGUGGAUGUAGAUGAUUGCCACGUCAUGUCAUGUAAGAAAGAGUCUCAUUGAAUUUUCGGUUGUUUCCUCAUGUGUAGCAAUAACAGCAGCAACACCAUGCCUAUGCAUACCUAAACACACACCUUUCUCUGUAGCAGAAUAACAGAAUAGUACAGACGUGCAUUUCAUGUAAAGAACAACAUAUAGAAAGGCAAAAGAACACUCAUUAUUUAAUAUUCAGUAUUGUACAUACACCAGAAAUACGUGUCAAAAUAUUUGCUUUUAUACAUGUCUAUACACUACACAAUUUUACGCCGACGAGCAGUAGUUGUUUAAUUUCAUAUUAUUUGUGCAUGUGCAUCUAUCAAUACCCCAACAGGUCUGUUACACUUGUUGCUGAAAGACUCUUUUUCAUUGAGAGUAUGAACUUAUAAGUUGUUUAUAAUCCGGAAUUAUAUCGGUGAUGUUUUCUUCAUAGGAUGUUUAUUUUAGUAGACAAGAAGGAGAGGGUCAGUGAUUCCAGUACCAUUAUUUGCUGAGAUGCACACAUCUUAGGUUUAGAAAUCGGCAGUUUUGCCUGGCAAGAUGCAUGAUAAAUUCCAGUUAAUUAUUCUUAUUCAUUUAAUAUUGUGGGUUUUUUUUUCCAGAGGAUUGUGUUGGUGGGGCAAAGGGUAUUGAUUAUAGUAGUUAGGCUGGACAGACUGAAAAAAAGAACUCUACAAUCUCUACAAUCUUCUUUCAUUGAAGAACCCAAAAUGUAUGUAAACAAUAUUAUACAUAAUCAGACAUUUAAAACGACAAAAAGUUUUUGUUUUUAAAUCUCAGAGAUAUCAGCUUUUGUUAAAAACUAUUAAUACAAUCUACUAAUUACUUGAUAAUUGUUGUUUGCAAAAAAAAGUUGCAAAAAUGUUUGAAUGUGUGUGAAAUAAAGAGUGAAUAAUU
Messenger RNA from Pomacea canaliculata, 5289 nucleotides. Its product is annotated as ubiquitin conjugation factor E4 A-like. Gene Ontology annotation, biological process: protein polyubiquitination. The transcript has 19 exons. Gene Ontology annotation, cellular component: nucleus; cytoplasm; ubiquitin ligase complex. Gene Ontology annotation, molecular function: ubiquitin-ubiquitin ligase activity. Lineage: Eukaryota; Metazoa; Mollusca; Gastropoda; Architaenioglossa; Ampullariidae. Bases 70 to 3183 code for a protein of 1037 amino acids. The record is from RefSeq and is a predicted model, not a curated record.